This is a messenger RNA of Pararge aegeria (speckled wood butterfly), 543 nucleotides long. RefSeq lists its product as uncharacterized. NCBI's taxonomy places the organism in Eukaryota, Metazoa, Arthropoda, Insecta, Lepidoptera, Nymphalidae. The transcript has 2 exons. The coding region runs from base 1 to 543 and encodes 180 amino acids. The record is from RefSeq and is a predicted model, not a curated record.
AUGUACGAGAAACUGUACAUAAAAGAAGAGCUCGUAAUUAUGCCUUUAGGAAAAAAAAUACUAAAAGAAGAAGCUUUACCAACGAUCCAGCAUAAGUUUAUUCCGGUAUUUGAACAUGAGUUUUUAACAAGUACUGUAGAUGAACUAAAAAUACCAAGCUUACAUUCGAAUAACAAUGGAGACGAAGAGCUAUUUCUAGUGCAAGAAAAUAACAUCGAGCCCCAGACAAUAUUAGUAAAUGAUGUUCCUGAUAAUCUAAUAGAUGAUGGUGUUCAAAGGGAGCAAGACUUGAUAGAACCACCUUUCAGUCAACACGCCUGUAAGGAUUCGAAGAAUCUACAACAAAUCGAAGCUCCAAAAUUGCCACCGUUUUGGUUGUAUAUACCCGAGCCCAAUGGAUUUGUAUUUAUGCGAAUGGAUCCAACAACUCAGCAGAUCAAAAUUCGGUUACGCUUAAACAAGGAUACAUCUAUUACUGUUCUUUUUCCUAACAAUGACGAACUGCCUCUAAACGAAAAUAUUUAUAUUUGGCGCUUCUUUUAA